GCCCUCACUCUCCCAUCAUCUGUCAAUUUUCUGUCACUUGUGCGUGUGUGUGUGUGUCCCUGUUUUUUACGGAUGCAGCUAAAGCAAUCAUGUCCCUGUUGUAAAAAGAAAGAAAAGAAAAGAGAAGAAUAAAUAACUUAUGAAUAAAGUAAACAAGAAAAGAGUAAUUAAUCAAGCUUCACAAAGCAGUUUCUUUCUAAUCUAGCAGUAAUUAGUAUGAACAUUCUUGGCCGUUGAAGGAGGAGGAAACCAGAUUUAAAUUAUAGUAAGAUAAGACAAGGAGAGAGAAAAAUGAAAUCUUGGAAAUAAAACUGAGAGAAAUAUUAGGUAGUGUGGAAAGACAACGUAAAGGGUUGAUUUUUGGUAAUUGUAAUUGUACAGAUAAUUUAAAAAGACAGGGAAAAAAAAAAAAAAAAGGAAAAAUGAUAGAACAGGAUAUUGAGGAGAUAAAGACGGUAGAGCAGUGGAGAUGGUCUGAAAUGCAAGGGCUUGAGCUUGUUGUGUCAGCUCACUCUGAGAACUCAGCUGCUGACAGCAACAACCCUCCUUCUAUUAAAGCCCACAACCGCAUUAAUACUAACACUAUACCAUCCACUGCUGUUUCAACUGAACCUACCGCACAAAUAGUCAAACAGGGAGAAGGGCCCUCCCAAGAUUCUGUGGAGAGGAGAGAAACAGCGGCAGUGAUGGAGGUUUCAACCACUGACGGCAAGAAAGAUGGGGGUGGUGAGCCGGAGAAGCCCGGUUCGCCGCCGCCUGUUGGGCUCAGUGAGCUGUUCCGGUUUGCGGAUGGGCUGGACUAUGUUCUAAUGGCAAUUGGUUCUGUGGGUGCGAUUGUUCAUGGCAGCUCAUUGCCUCUGUUCCUUAGAUUCUUUGCUGAUCUUGUUAAUUCUUUUGGCUCCAAUGCGAACGAUGUUGAUAAGAUGACACAGGAAGUAUUGAAGUAUGCACUUUAUUUUCUUGUUGUGGGAGCUGCGAUAUGGGCAUCUUCAUGGGCAGAAAUAUCGUGCUGGAUGUGGACUGGAGAGAGGCAGUCAACAAAGAUGAGGAUCAAGUACUUAGAGGCUGCUUUGAACCAAGAUAUUCAGUACUUUGAUACAGAGGUCCGGACAUCUGAUGUAGUUUUCGCCAUUAACACUGAUGCAGUGAUGGUCCAAGAUGCCAUUAGUGAAAAGUUGGGUAAUUUCUUGCACUACAUGGCCACAUUUGUGUCUGGGUUUGUGGUGGGUUUCACUGCAGUAUGGCAACUGGCCCUGGUCACUCUUGCUGUAGUUCCACUGAUAGCUGUAAUUGGGGGUAUCCACACGGCCAUGUUAGCGAAGUUCUCCAGCAAGAGCCAAGAAGCUCUGUCACAAGCAGGAAACAUUGUGGAACAGACGGUAGCCCAAAUUCGGACGGUGUUGGCAUUUGUAGGCGAGUCAAGAGCAUUACAGUCCUAUUCUGCAGCUCUGAGAGUUGCCCAAAAGAUUGGGUACAGAAUUGGAUUUGCCAAAGGAAUGGGACUUGGAGCUACUUAUUUUACUGUUUUUUGCUGUUAUGCCCUUCUUCUUUGGUAUGGAGGAUACCUGGUUAGGCACCAUUUCACCAAUGGAGGUCUUGCCAUUGCAACAAUGUUUGCUGUCAUGAUUGGUGGGCUGGCGUUGGGGCAGUCUGCUCCAAGUAUGGCUGCAUUUGCAAAGGCAAGAGUUGCAGCUGCCAAAAUCUUCCGCAUUAUCGAUCACAAACCAGAAGUCGACAGAAACAGUGAAUCAGGUUUGGAGUUGGAAUCCAUUACAGGACAGUUGGAGCUUAAAAAUGUGGACUUCUCCUACCCCUCAAGGCCAGAAACUCAAAUACUCAACAAUUUCUCCUUGACUGUUCCGGCUGGGAAGACAAUAGCCUUGGUUGGAAGCAGCGGCUCCGGAAAAAGCACAAUCGUAUCCCUAAUUGAGAGAUUUUAUGAUCCUACUUCAGGGCAAGUUCUGCUAGAUGGACAUGACAUAAAAAUACUGAAGUUGAGAUGGCUGAGGCAGCAAAUUGGGCUGGUAAGCCAAGAACCUGCACUGUUUGCCACCACCAUCAAAGAAAACAUACUAUUGGGUCGACCUGAUGCGACUCUUAUUGAAAUUGAAGAGGCUGCCAGAGUCGCUAAUGCGCAUUCAUUUAUUGUCAAGCUCCCAGAUGGCUAUGAUACUCAGGUUGGAGACAGGGGGUUGCAACUCUCAGGUGGACAGAAGCAGAGAAUAGCUAUAGCAAGGGCAAUGCUAAAGAACCCAGCCAUCCUACUCUUGGAUGAAGCAACUAGUGCAUUAGAUUCUGAAUCAGAAAAGCUGGUCCAAGAAGCACUAGACCGUUUCAUGAUUGGAAGGACCACUCUAGUGAUUGCCCAUCGCCUCUCGACCAUUCGGAAAGCUGACCUUGUUGCCGUCUUGCAGCAAGGUAGCGUGUCUGAGAUCGGGACACACGAUGACCUUAUUGCUAGAGGAGAAAACAGUGUCUAUGCCAAGCUCAUCAAAAUGCAAGAAGCAGCUCAUGAAGCUGCUCUCAGCAAUGCCAGAAAAAGUAGUGCAAGGCCUUCUAGUGCGAGGAACUCAGUAAGCUCACCAAUAAUUACGAGAAAUUCUUCCUACGGCAGAUCGCCUUACUCGAGAAGAUUGUCCGACUUCUCUACCUCUGACUUCAGCCUCUCCCUGGAUGCUGCAUAUCCUAAUUAUCGGAUUGAAAAGCUUCCAUUUAAGGAGCAAGCAAGCUCGUUCUUGCGCCUUGCAAAGAUGAAUUCUCCUGAAUGGGCUUAUGCUUUGGUUGGUUCCAUAGGCUCUGUCGUUUGUGGUUCUCUCAGUGCGUUCUUUGCAUAUGUGCUGAGUGCUGUUCUCAGCGUCUACUACAAUCCGGAUCAUGCUUAUAUGAUUAGGGAAAUUGCAAAAUACUGCUACCUAUUAAUCGGUGUGUCAUCAGCCGCCCUCAUAUUCAACACAUUGCAGCACUAUUUCUGGGAUACGGUGGGAGAGAACUUAACAAAACGUGUGAGGGAAAAAAUGUUUGCCGCGGUGCUAAAAAAUGAAAUGGCAUGGUUUGAUCAGGAAGAGAAUGAAAGCUCUAGAGUUUCGGCAAGGCUGGCUCUUGAUGCAAAUAAUGUCAGAUCAGCAAUUGGGGACCGGAUUUCUGUUAUAAUGCAGAAUUCUGCUCUUAUGCUUGUUGCCUGCACUGCCGGAUUCGUAUUGCAAUGGCGUCUCGCCCUCGUACUCAUUGCAGUCUUUCCUGUUGUCGUGGCAGCAACUGUCUUACAGAAAAUGUUCAUGAAUGGAUUCUCUGGUGAUCUAGAGGCUGCACAUGCUAAGGCGACGCAGCUGGCAGGGGAAUCCGUGGCUAACAUAAGAACAGUUGCUGCUUUCAACUCAGAAGCCAAAAUUGUUGGUCUUUUCACCUCCAGCCUUCAGACUCCUCUACGCCGUUGCUUCUGGAAAGGACAGAUAGCCGGGAGCGGUUAUGGGAUCGCGCAAUUCUUGCUCUAUGCUUCCUAUGCGCUCGGGCUAUGGUACGCCUCUUGGCUUGUCAAGCAUGGAAUCUCUGACUUCUCAAAGACGAUCCGUGUUUUCAUGGUCCUCAUGGUCUCUGCUAAUGGUGCUGCUGAAACACUGACCCUCGCCCCCGAUUUCAUCAAGGGUGGUCGUGCAAUGCGCUCGGUCUUCGACCUCCUUGACCGUAAGACUGAAAUUGAGCCUGAUGAUCCAGAUGCCACUGCCGUCCCAGACCGGUUACGUGGCGAAGUAGAAUUCAAGCAUGUGGACUUCUCAUACCCCACACGGCCUGACAUUUCAGUCUUCCGUGAUCUAAAUCUUCGUGCUCGAGCAGGGAAAACUCUUGCUCUAGUGGGACCUAGUGGCUGUGGUAAGAGUUCAGUCAUUGCACUUGUACAGAGAUUCUACGAACCAUCGUCUGGACGGGUUAUGAUUGAUGGAAAGGAUAUCAGAAAAUACAAUCUCAAGUCACUGAGACGCCACAUUGCCAUAGUGCCACAAGAACCGUGCCUCUUUGCCACAACAAUCUACGAAAAUAUAGCUUAUGGUAACGAGUCAGCCACAGAAGCAGAGAUAAUCGAGGCAGCAACCUUGGCAAACGCCCAUAAAUUCAUAUCCUCAUUGCAUGAUGGAUACAAAACGUUUGCCGGGGAAAGAGGAGUGCAGCUGUCCGGAGGACAGAAGCAAAGGAUAGCCAUUGCUCGAGCCUUCCUGAGGAAACCAGAUAUAAUGUUGCUUGAUGAAGCCACCAGCGCCCUUGAUGCCGAGUCAGAAAGGUGCAUACAAGAAGCACUAGACCGUGCUUGUGCUGGAAAGACAACAAUUGUGGUUGCACACAGACUAUCAACAAUCAGAAACGCCCACGUCAUUGCGGUCCUUGAUGAUGGGAAAGUGGCAGAACAAGGUUCCCAUUCCCAUCUGUUGAAAAACUAUCCUGAUGGCAUAUAUGGACGGAUGAUACAAUUACAACGGUUCACGCAUGGCCAAGCUGUGAAUAUGGUGGCAUCAAGUUCGAAUUCCUCUGCACGGACUGGUGAAAAUCAGGGUCGAGACGGUCAAUGAGGCUAAGGAAAAACACAACUAGAAUGACGUACAUCUCAAACACCUAGCUCCCAAGUGAUUUUUUGGCUCCCUUGUAUUGUCUAUAUCUUGAUAUAGUAUAGCAUCUGGAUUAUCUAAUUACAGCCUCAAAUCUAUUUAUAACUCGACUUUUUGACUAA
Molecule: messenger RNA, 4717 nt
Organism: Sesamum indicum (sesame)
Lineage: Eukaryota; Viridiplantae; Streptophyta; Magnoliopsida; Lamiales; Pedaliaceae
Product: ABC transporter B family member 1
Biological process (GO): oligopeptide export from mitochondrion
Cellular component (GO): mitochondrial inner membrane
Molecular function (GO): ABC-type oligopeptide transporter activity; ATP hydrolysis activity; ATP binding
Source: RefSeq, a predicted model, not a curated record